AUCUGUCCAUGCAGCAAGAUCAUUCAUCAGAUUUAGUGUUUUAUCUUGUUUUUAAACACCUUUUUUGCAGUGUGUCAAAUCUGUAUGAGUAGUUGAGAGCUACCUUAAUACCAUGGAGACAGUAAAAGGACUCAGACAGGUGGAAACACAAUGGAUCCUGAGGAGAAACAAAGGUGAGGAGCACAAGGAGGUGUGUGAAGGAGGAGGAUGGUGAAGGAGGAGAAAGAUCUGCUGCUGCUGAGUGAGUUAGAGGAGAAAGAGAAGAGAGAGACGGAGUGAGAGAGCUGCUAUUGUGAGUCCUCCUGCAGCAUCACAGUGGCCUUGAGAGAUGAAGAGCAGGGAGGAGGAGGAGGAGGAGGAGGAGGAGGAGGCCAGCAUUCCUCCUCAACACAAGAGCUGAAAACUCCACACAGCACCUCCUCCUCCUCCUCCAGCCUCCUGCAGGAUUAACAGCAGCAGUACCAGGGUUACAGUCAGAGGGGAGCAGGCUGAGGUUCAGUCCUCCCCGGGGAGAAACCGUUGGCUGCUCCUCGUUUAAGAACCAGACAGACAGACGAGGAGCAACACAGAGACUCACCAUGACAGAACCUCCGCUGAAAAAACAAGGAUUUAAAAAGUGUCGGAGCGCAACGUUCAGCAUCGACGGCUUCAGCUUCACCAUCGUUGCCAAUGAAGCGGGGGAAAAUAAACGCCGUCCUCUGGCCCACUUUGCACGCUCCAGAUCCCAGAAUGCACUCUGCUCCGCUAUCACAGCCGGGAUCGGCCUCACCGAACACAAAGGGGUCCUGAUGGACCCGCGCAGCAACGAGGAGAUUCUGGCUGAUGAGCUGCCGAUCCUCGACGCCCCUGAUGCCAUGGAGAAAACUGCUAUCAGGUUGCGGUGCCUGGUGAAGCAGCUGGAGAGGGGCGAGGCCUCUGUGGUGGACCUGAAGAAGAACCUGGAGUAUGCUGCCUCGGUCCUUGAAUCUCUGUUCAUUGAAGAAACAAGGCGGAUGGUGGAUCCAGAAGAUGAGCUGAACGACAUCCAGUCAGACUCGGUGCCGUCGGAGGUUCGGGACUGGCUCGCUUCCACGUUCACUCGUCAGAGGACUCUGAUGCUGCGGCGGAACGAAGACAAGCCUCGCUUCCGCAGCAUCGUCCAUGUAGUCCAGGCUGGCAUCUUUGUGGAGAGGAUGUACAGAAGAACCUCCAACAUGGCCGGUAUUAGCUAUCCCCAAAAUGUCAUCACUGUGCUCAAGCAUGUGGACAUGUGGUCCUUUGAUGUGUUUGCACUGAAUGAUUCUAGUGGAGACCACGCACUGAAAUUUGUUUUCUACGAGCUGCUCACCAGAUACGACCUGAUCAAUCGUUUCAAGGUCCCUAUUUCUGCUCUAAUAUCAUUUGUGGAGUCGUUGGAGGUGGGCUAUAGCAAACAUAAAAACCCCUACCACAACCUAAUGCACGCUGCUGACGUCACACAGACCAUCCACUACCUGCUCCUCAAGACUGGCAUGGUGCACUGGUUGACUGAGUUGGAGAUCUUUGCCAUCAUUUUUGCAGCUGCCAUCCAUGACUAUGAACACACAGGGACCACCAAUAACUUCCAUAUUCAAACCAGGUCGGACACAGCCAUGUUGUACAACGACCGAGCGGUUCUGGAGAACUACCACGUCAGCGCUGCCUAUCGCCUCCUGCAGGGAGACAACGACAUGAACAUCCUCUCUAAUCUCUCUAAAGACGACUGGAGAGAGCUGAGGACUCUGGUGGUGGAGAUGGUUUUGGCCACUGACAUGUCCUGCCACUUCCAGCAGAUCAAAGCCAUGAAGAGCCUCCUGCAGCAGCCAGAGGCGAUUGAUAAACCGAAGGCCUUGUCCCUGCUGCUGCACACCGCCGACAUCAGCCACCCGGCCAAACGCUGGGACCUCCACCACCGCUGGACCACGUCCCUGCUGGAGGAGUUCUUCAGACAGGGAGAUAAAGAAGCAGAGCUGGGUCUACCUUUCUCUCCUCUGUGUGACCGCAAAUCUACCUUGGUGGCUCAGUCCCAGAUCGGAUUCAUUGACUUCAUUGUGGAGCCGACCUUCAGCGUGUUGACGGAGAUGAUCGAGAAGAUCGUGACGCCACUGAUUGAGGAGGCGUCUCGCUCCGGACUGGGGAGCUUCAGACGCUCUAGUGUCAACAGCACCAGUGGCAGUGAUGGGAAGCAUUCCAGUGUGAAGAGCUGUGGCUCUGAUGUGAGCUGCUCUCUGACCACCGUCGACUUCAAGAGCUUCAAGGGAACCUGGAACCAGGAGAUCCUCCACAACAGAGAGACGUGGAAGGCCCAGGCAGACAGAGACUCUAAUGAAAACGUGAAUAAGGAGGCCGGGGAGGAGGGAGGUCAGACAGUAAAGGACACAGAGGAGGUGAAAGAGUUGACAACAUCCACCUCAGGACAGGAGGAGGUGACAGCAGAGGAGGAGGAGGAGAGCAGGAGGCAGCAGGAGGAGCAACCAGCUGAAGAGGAGGAAGGAAACAGAACCAGAGAAGGAGCAGCAGGAGCAGCUCACAGAGACUCUGAGAAACCUGACAGCCCAACAGAGAAGAAGAAGAAACAUCUGAAAGGCCGUCAGACCGACUGCCCUCUGAUCCAUUACUGCAAGAGAUCCAGCUGCUCCGCCAGCUCCUACCGCCUGGUCAGGUCAAAGGUCACAGAGAUGCGUCCCAUUGAUGCCAGGGGGAAAGCCAGGAGGCUGCAGAGGAUCUCCCUACGCCGCAGAAAGUGACCUGAUAGGAGGAUCUGACUUCAGCGUGAUCACAUGAUGACAGACCUUCACAUGAUAAUCAGUCUUUGUCAGACAGUCUAGAUCAGGGGUCUCAAACUCUAAUUACUGGGGGCCGCUGGAGGCUCUAUCACAAUGAGCAAAAAAAGACACUAAAUUACUAAAAAAAGACACAAAAUGAUCAAAAACGACACAAAAUGACUUAAGAAAGACACAAAAUUACCAAAAAAGACGCAAAAUUAUCAAAAAAAGACACAAAAUUACUUAAAGAAGACACAAAAUGAUCAAAAACGACACAAAAUGACUUAAAAAAGACACAAAAUGACCAAAAAAGACGCAAAAUUAUCAAAAAAAGACACAAAAUUACUAAAAGAAGACACAAAAUGAUCAAAAAUGACACAAAAUGACUUAAAAAAGACACAAAAUGACCAAAAAAGACGCAAAAUUAUCAAAAA
Messenger RNA from Centropristis striata (black sea bass), 3196 nucleotides. It is a transcript of the gene pde1ca, whose product is annotated as phosphodiesterase 1C, calmodulin-dependent a. Bases 579 to 2744 code for a protein of 721 amino acids. Gene Ontology annotation, biological process: signal transduction. The transcript has 17 exons. Lineage: Eukaryota; Metazoa; Chordata; Actinopteri; Perciformes; Serranidae. The record is from RefSeq and is a predicted model, not a curated record. Gene Ontology annotation, molecular function: 3',5'-cyclic-nucleotide phosphodiesterase activity.